Molecule: messenger RNA, 785 nt
Organism: Lactuca virosa
Lineage: Eukaryota; Viridiplantae; Streptophyta; Magnoliopsida; Asterales; Asteraceae
Source: the annotation of a GenBank genome assembly
GCUUAAACAAAAUCAUAAAACCGGUUUUCUGUUUUCACUUUCAUCUCUCUCAGUUGUUUUCUUCGUCUACACAAACCCUAGCCCAGAAAGUGUAUGAUUUCGACCACGUAGCCUUGAAUAUGGAUCAAUUUGGUGGAGGAAACUGGAAUAUGAUCCCAACCAUGCCAACUCAUAGCAACCCUACCACGCCAUCCAACCAGGAUCAUCUAUAUCUCCAGCAACAGCAACAAUUUCAACAGCAGCAGCAAUUUCAUCAACAACAACAGUUUCAACUGCAACAACAACAGCAGCAACAACAGCAGCAACAACAACGGUAUCAGAUUUCUCAACAACAGCAACAGCAGCAACAACAACAACAACAGCAACAGACUUCACAAUCACUGGCUUCACACUUCCACCUCCAAAACUUGGUGGAGAAUUUAGCAGAUGCGAUUGAGAAUGGAACUCGAGAUCAGCAUUUUGAUACACUGGUUACUGAAUUGAGCAGCCACUUUGAGAAAUGUCAGCAGCUCUUGAACACCAUAUCUGGAUCUAUUGCCACCAAAGCUGCGACGGUGGAGGGACAAAAAUGUAAAGUUGAUGAAGCUGAACAAAUGCUAAAUCAAAGAAGGGAACUAAUUGCAAAGUACAAAAAUUCUGUUGAAGAACUUACAAAGUCUGAUUUAAUCAACAAGCUUGAUGAUCAUUGUUUCUCCUUCAAAUUCGAGGUGUUUCCUUCAUAUCUCCUGUGCAUUAGUUUCAAGGCGUUGGAUUUCCAAUGGCUACAGCUGCCACACCCUGUUUGA